Drosophila innubila is the source of this 1968-nucleotide messenger RNA. RefSeq names its product peroxisomal targeting signal 1 receptor (gene Pex5). Gene Ontology annotation, cellular component: peroxisomal membrane; cytosol. The coding region runs from base 107 to 1798 and encodes 563 amino acids. The transcript has a single exon. Gene Ontology annotation, biological process: protein import into peroxisome matrix, docking. Gene Ontology annotation, molecular function: protein binding. Lineage: Eukaryota; Metazoa; Arthropoda; Insecta; Diptera; Drosophilidae. The record is from RefSeq and is a predicted model, not a curated record.
GUAUUUCGUAUCUUUAUCUCAGACCUUCGUACACAAUCUGCUGCCUGCUUCAAUAAGAGUAACCAAGUAACCAAGUGAGCAACUAACGUAACAGUUACGUAGCAAGAUGUCGUUGCGUCCACUGGUCGAAGGCGACUGCGGCGCCGUGAAUCCUCUGAUGCAACUUGGCGGCCAGUUCAGCCGAGAUGUGGCCCACAAGGACGAGGGAUUUGCACAGGCGCAAUUCGAGCGAAGUCUGAGGCCAGAUGAGCAGCUGGUUGCCGAUUAUCUGGGUCAUGUGGCAGCGCCACCGCAAUCCUUUCAAAUGAACACGCUGCUCCAAGAGAUGCGGGACAUCAACAUCAAUGGAACAGCACCACAACGGGGACAACAGGAGCAGCUGGCGGGUCAGUGGAGCAGGGACUUUGUGCAGCAACAGUUGCCCAACAAAAUGUUGCAUCUGCAGCCGCAACAACAACAAAUGCAACAUGCACAGGAGUUCUUUGAUGAACCUUUGAUUAGCAGUCAGAAUUUUAUGCCACCCAUGAUGAUGAGGAGUCCCUAUAUGGCCAUAACAGCUGCUCCAGCACAGCAGCAGCAGCAGCAGGAUGACUUCUUUGACGAGCAAAUGGAAACGAUUAGAACCGAUGAACUGCCUCAGUUAGUCAACGCCAGGACAUCGGUGGAGGAUUGGAUCAGCGACUAUCAGCGGGAGAAGGAGCACAGCGAACAAACCGCCACGAAUUUCAAUGAAAAGUUCUGGCAGCGUUUGCAGGAUGAAUGGCAGAAGCUGGCCGAGGAGAAUGAGCAUCCCUGGCUCUCGGAAUACAAUGAGAAUCUGGAUGCCUACAAGGAGUAUGAGUUUGCCGAACAGAAUCCCAUGUCGGAGCUGGACAAUGCCUUUGAGAAGGGCAAGGAAUAUCUAUCCAAAGGUGAUAUACCCAGUGCGGUGCUCUGCUUUGAGGUGGCUGCCAAAAAGGAGCCGGAACGUGCAGAGAUCUGGCAAUUGCUGGGCAUCUCCCAGGCGGAGAAUGAAAUGGAUCCACAGGGAAUUGCCGCACUCAAGCGUGCGCUGGAUCUGCAGCCGGAGAAUCGUCAGGUGUUGAUGGCUUUGGCCGUUUGUUAUACCAACGAGAGUCUGCAGAGCAAUGCGGUAAAGAUGUUGUCCAACUGGCUGGAGGUGCAUCCACAGUACAAGCAUCUGUUGUCCGCCUAUCCGCAGCUGCAAUCCGAGGGAGCCACCUCCUCCUCCUCCAUGGCCUCCUCCCUAAUAGGUGCCAAUAAGCUGCGUGAAUUGCAGCAGGUUUAUCUGGAGGCAGUGCGCCUGCAACCGGCUCAGGUGGAUUCUGAUCUUCAGGAGGCACUCGGCGUGCUCUAUAAUCUAUCCGGCGAGUAUGACAAGGCUGUGGAUUGCUAUCGCAGCGCUGUCCAGGUGGAUCCACAGAAUGCCAAGCUCUGGAAUCGUCUGGGCGCCAGUUUGGCCAACGGCUCGCGCUCCGUGGAGGCUGUGGAGGCCUAUCAACAGGCUCUGCAGCUCCAGCCGGGAUUCAUACGGGUGCGCUAUAAUGUUGGAGUCUGCUGCAUGAACUUGAAGGCGUACAAGGAGGGAGCGGAGCAUCUGCUCACCGCUCUCACCAUGCAGGCUCACACGAAUGCCGCUCGAGAGUUGCCCAGUGCCCAAGCGAUGGGUCAGAACCAGAUGUCCGAGUCCAUUUGGAGCACCCUGAAGAUGGUCAUCUCUCUAAUGGGUCGCAGCGAUUUACAGGGACAUGUCAGCGAUCGCAAUCUGCAGGCACUCAACGAGGCUUUCAAGGAUUAGAAUUGGCAUUGGGAUUCAGCUACAGCUUUGUUUGCUCUUCAACUAAAUUCUGUAAAUAACUUCGUUUGCAUUUCCGUCAAAUUUGUCAAUUGUUAAAUUUCGUUAUAUUUGUAUUUGUCAUUCUCUAGGCGCUUAAGAACUCAAAUUAAACUGUUAAUAUUCUACCAAAA